CUCCUCCCAAUAGCCUACUUCAGGCUCAAACGCUUUAUAUCUUGGCCGGCGGCACCUUUUCUACCAAGCUUGAAUCAACUCACACUCACUUGCUCACUCACUUCCUUCCCACUCAGUCAUUCUUUUCUUAGCGACCGGUUCGCCUGAAGCCUUACAUUCUUUACUACUCCAUCUCACCAUCACCAUGCGUUACUCUUCCAUGGCUGUGCCUCUGGCCUUCGCUGCCCGCGCUGCCGCCACCACCGCUGACGCCUGGGCCUUCGGAAACGGCUUCUACACUGGUCCUCCCACCAAUGCGCACAUCACCAAGGCCACCUGGUCCCUCGUGCCUCCCGCCGUUCCCUCGGGCGUGACCGUUAAGAACACUGACGACGAGGUCUGGGUGUCUCUGUGGAUUGGUCUCUCCUCUACGGCCGGUGAUUACGAUGCCGAUCUGUACCAGCCUCUGCUGAACUGGUCUCCUGACAACGAGUCGCAGGGCUGCCCGGCCGAUGACGACGAGUGGUGUGUCGCUGCCAGCACGUACACUCCUGACGGUCAGAACGGCCAGGCCUACGUGACUGUCCCCACAAACACCCAGGUUGACUUUGAGGUCUACGUUGAGAACGACAAGGUCUACCAGGUUGUCACCAUGGAUGGCAAGACUGUCUCCAAGGAGAGCGAUGCCCUGGACAACCCUCUUCUCUACCUCUACUCUGGAGAUGAGUGCUACACCGGUUCCGGUGACUGCGGUACCCUCCAGUCUUACAGCUGGAACAACAUCACCAUUCACCUCAGCGCUGCUGACGAGACCUUCGGCAACACCGUUUCUCUGUACAGCGGCUCUUCCACGAACGGACUCUCUACCUCCGACGGUGGUAAGACCUGGCACACCGAUGCCAUCAAGAUCAACAAGGACACCUUCGCCGAUGUUGAGGCCUAAAGGUCUAUGGAUAUAUCCAGGAUAGUGUGUUGAAUUGACGAUUGGGGUAACAACUGCUAGUCAGCUGCUUUUUUCUUCUUUGCAUUUAUUGAAAAACGACACUUGCACCGUUCUCUUU
This is a messenger RNA of Aspergillus sclerotioniger CBS 115572, 1040 nucleotides long. RefSeq lists its product as uncharacterized. The record is from RefSeq and is a predicted model, not a curated record. The transcript is spliced from 6 exons. Lineage: Eukaryota; Fungi; Ascomycota; Eurotiomycetes; Eurotiales; Aspergillaceae. Bases 185 to 922 code for a protein of 245 amino acids.